AUGAAUAAAUUACUAAUUUGUUUAUUAAGUUUAGCGGUGCUAUCUACAGGUCAACGUAUUACCACCAUACACUUGGAUGGUGUACAGUACUUUAUUAGCCGCAUGAAUCCCUACUCGCCCGAAUUAAAUUAUUUCCUCGCCUAUCAAUAUUGUCGUUCAUUGGGUCUGCAGUUGGCCUCGUUCGAAACGAAAGAGAAGGCCGAAUCGAUGACAACAUAUUUGAAAAAUGCCGGCUAUGGUAAUUAUGAUUUCUGGACAUCGGGUAAUCGUUUGGGCACGGGCAUGUUCCUUUGGAUGAGUACCGGUUUACCGUUUAAUGCCACAUUCGAUUUCUUCGAAAAUACCAUUGAUUCGAUACAGGCUGGCCUCUUGGAUCCUGUCGAUCAUAAUAGCAAUACAUCGCCACAGCGGACAGCUAGAGACAG
Messenger RNA from Musca vetustissima, 425 nucleotides. RefSeq lists its product as uncharacterized. The annotation marks the transcript as partial. NCBI's taxonomy places the organism in Eukaryota, Metazoa, Arthropoda, Insecta, Diptera, Muscidae. The transcript is spliced from 2 exons. The record is from RefSeq and is a predicted model, not a curated record.